Messenger RNA from Fomitopsis serialis, 537 nucleotides. RefSeq lists its product as uncharacterized. Lineage: Eukaryota; Fungi; Basidiomycota; Agaricomycetes; Polyporales; Fomitopsidaceae. Bases 1 to 537 code for a protein of 178 amino acids. The transcript is spliced from 3 exons. The record is from RefSeq and is a predicted model, not a curated record.
AUGGCGACGUACGAAUGCACGAACAUCCUGCGCCAUUGCGAGCCUGCGACGCAACCCGAGCGGCGACGCUCGCGCUCCCCGCCGCUCGCACCUCGCAAUUACGCACCUACACCUCCAACGCCCUCUUCGCCCUACCCAACCGCUGGGCUGCCGGCCAAACCUGCCGCAUAUCUACGCCGCCCCAGCAAGCACGCUGAGACGGGCACGGUAGAAAGCCCGUUAAGCGCCACGAAGCCAGCCCCUCCAUACGCGAAACCUAGACCAAGAGAGUAUGAACAUGAAGAUCCCGAAGUGAAGGCUCUUGCAGUCGAGAUCACACACGCGCGUAAGCGGCGUGAGAGGGCCACCAACGAGUACCUCCAAGAUCUGCUGGCUACGCGGCGUGCCAUGCACGAGCUCGAGCUGCUCGAAAUCGACGUUCGCGCGGCGGAGAUGCGGAGGAUCAUCGCGGAUGACCUGUUGGAGCGGGCGAAGGCGGGGCAGCUUGGGAUCGAGUACAAUGGCGAGCCUGCUGAAUUGCCGACACCUGUGUCGUAA